Messenger RNA from Entrophospora candida, 1366 nucleotides. Lineage: Eukaryota; Fungi; Glomeromycota; Glomeromycetes; Entrophosporales; Entrophosporaceae. The record is from the annotation of a GenBank genome assembly.
AUGAACGCAUUAUUACCUUCAGAGUUGGCCAUUUUUAAGGGACAUUUCCGGGGUUUAGUAAAUGAAAACACAGACUUAUUAAUUAAAAAUUUGGUAAAUCUGAUAUUAAAGACUUCUAAUAUCGAGGAAAUUUAUUUAGGUGAUUUAAUCCCUUAUCUGCCAAAUAACUUUCAUGAAAAUCCAGAACUUCACUUUGAAAAUAUCAAAGAAUUCCAUUAUGUUAAUACAAAUUUGCCUGGUUUAUUGAAUAAUUUUGUUGGAAUUGCUAAUGAAAUUGAAAAAUUAACUGUUGAAAUAAAAAAACCUGAUGAGGCUGGUGAUGGACUAGGUGAACUGAUAAAUCGGCAAUCUGAAUUAAAAAUAAUGCAUCUUCAUGUAGAAAAAGAUUAUUCUUUAUUUACAAAGACCUUGAAGGCAUUAUUGGGUAAAUCAGGCUCAUUAAUAGAAUUCAAAGGCUAUAUUCACACUAUGGAUGAAAUGUUGAAAGAAGGAGCAGAAUUCACAAACAUGAAAAAAUUGGACCUAUUUAAUCAUUAUGACGAUGGGAAUAUUUCAAUGAGUUAUUUCAAGCGUGCUGAAUUUCCAUCACUUGAAGAAUUUCAUUUUCAGUUUAACAUAGAAGAUACUAUAGAUGAUCUUAUUCAGUUUAUUAGCAGAAAUGGGUCAAACCUAAAAGUUAUUGACAUUGAAGGCAAUCCAGAUGAAAGUUCAUUCGGGCUUUUUAUUGAAGAAAUCGCAAUAACUUGUCAAAAUUUAAAAUAUUUAUAUUUACCAACUUUGUAUCAUAGUGAUUAUCAAGCUUCCUUAGAUCAUUUGUCUGAAAAUUGUGCUGGACUAAAGAUCGUCAUCACUAGCUUUGAUGAUUACAAAUUAAAUAAUGAAUCAAAAACAAUAAAUGAACUCAAAUUAAAAGCCAACAAAUUAAAAUUAAAAGUCAAUGAAUUAAAUAAGAGGCUAAAUGAAUUAAAAAAAAUAAAUGGCGAAGAAUUGGUUGGAUUGAUUGAUUUAUCAAACAAAUUGCUUAAAGUAUUAAAUAUAAUAGAUGAUUGCAUUUAUUGUGUAGAAAAUAAUAAGUAUGAUGGCUUGCUUAAUAAAUUAAUUGACCUAUUGAAAGAACCCUCAAAUAUUAGUUUAAAAAUAGUAAAAGAAUUAGAUGACCAAUUAAACAGUGAAGUAUUGUGUGAUAGUAAAUAUUGUCGUUAUAAAGAAGGAAAAGAAAGUAUUGAAUUGGCAGAAAACAAACGUCAAGAAAUUAUCACUUCAGAAAAAUAUUUGUCAGAUGAAAAAACUUAUAAACAUCAUCAAGGAUCAUUCUAUAUAAAUCGUCCACUAAAAAAAAUUAUUGAACAAGCUAAUUCAUCAACUA